Molecule: messenger RNA, 1569 nt
Organism: Plasmodium coatneyi
Lineage: Eukaryota; Apicomplexa; Aconoidasida; Haemosporida; Plasmodiidae
Product: Serine/threonine protein kinase
Exons: 2
Coding region: 1-1569 (522 amino acids)
Biological process (GO): mitotic DNA damage checkpoint signaling; protein phosphorylation
Cellular component (GO): cytoplasm; nucleus
Molecular function (GO): ATP binding; protein serine/threonine kinase activity
Source: RefSeq, a predicted model, not a curated record
AUGAGCAUCUACCUGAAGAGAGGCACUUCCCGCCCUCACCUCUCAGACGUCCCAUUAGAUUUUUUCAAAAGGGAAAAUAAAAAUGGCCAAGGGGGAAGAAAUGCUUCCCUCAGUGAUACGCACGAGCAGGGGGAAAGACCCACCGAUAUCAAAGGAAAAAAAAACACUCUUCCCUUUUUUGCAAAAUCAACAAAUGGGGAAGUCAUUCAAAUGGGAAGGGACAAAAUGGGAGGACGAGGAUGUGCCUCCGCAAAGGGGAUCACAAAAAAGGGGGAAAGAAAAUUUAGGGGGAAAAGCCAAAAAAAGGUGGCCUCCGCGGAUGCCUGUCUGGAGGGGAAAAUAUUUACCAUCCCUAGUUAUGACUUUGUGAAGGUCAUUCGGAAGGCGCGGCGGGGGGAUGUAGGCGAUGAGCACAACUCCGAGGUGACCUUCGAAGCAGUGAGUGCAUCUGCCCAUGUCAGCUCAGGGCACACACUUCCCACGAGUAUCCCCCGGGAAUGGGAAAAGUCCCUGUUGCUGCGGCAAAUCGAAGGGGAAAAAGUGCCGACGGAAAACCCCUUCGAAAAAGUCACAAAGUGGGAGGUCACCAUGUGCUGGAAGAAGCACAGGAAAAUAAACAUCGCCUUCGUGGAAAGGCACAAGAGGAAAAAUGGGAAAACUGUUUUCACGAAAAAAGUGAAAAAAAUAUACUUGUCCCCAAAGGAAAGCACCUUCAGUCCCUUUAUGGAUAAAUACGUUAGGUACGAGGACGUGGUGAAGUUAGAAAGGCACCUCACUCGUUACAUGACACACAAGAACAUCGUAGUGAUGGAAAGUUUCUUCUGCGUUAAUGAUGAAAUACAGGUGGAAUGGCCCUGGAAAGUCCACGCGGCAAGCAACUCCAUGAAGCAGUACACGGAAUGGUCCAAGCGAGAAAAAAAAAAAAAAAAACACACAUACGUCUACCCAGAGUACCUCCUCGGAGAGAUUAUGCGGCAGCUCCUGACGGUAUGCCACUAUCUGGACGAGCAACAAAUUUUCCACAGUGACAUAAAACCAUCCAACAUUCUUGUAAAAAAUGUGAAAAAAAAAAAUAUGAACAAAAUAUAUUUCUGCACAAGGGAUAAAAAAUGGUACUUGCAAAAAAGGGGCACAAUUUUAAAAAAAAAAAUUAUGAUCAAACUUAUCGACUUUGAGUACGCACAGAAAAUAUUCCAAGGGAAAGUCAAUGUAGGUGGAACAACAUCGUUAUUUAAACCACUGGAGGAUUUUAAAAUGGGAAGAAUUCAUGCUUCACCGAAGAUUGUAUGGACUCUGGGGAUCACGCUUUUCAUUUUAUCCACUGGUGCACACCCCUUCAGUCGAAUUAACAACGACAUGCAUAUAUGGUAUGUGUUGCAGGACAAAGGGUUUGAUGUGUGCAGGCGAUUCAGUAGGUAUCCCUUCAUGUCGAGUUCGCUGAAGGAUUUGCUCACGCACAUGCUACAGGUGGACUUCGCUCGCAGGGCGACCCUCCCGGAAUUGUUCCUCCACCCAUUCGUCCUCUUCGGGGAAACAGCAUGGCGGAGUGGCAAGACGAAGCGGCCAUGA